CCGCAACCUGGACGUCUUCGCUGCUGCCGCCCACCGCUUCGACAUUUACCUGGCCCAAUGACGGCCCUUUGUGUAUCUUCUGCUCUACUGUGUACCGUACCCUGUCCUUCUUUGCAACGGUCAUCGCCGGUCAAAUCCCCCGACCCGCCCCGAUUCCCCGAUUCGGCCGCUCCAUGCGGAGACUCGAGUUUUUCGCCGGAAACGGCAGCCGGGCUUAUCAUCCCGGGGAGGAGGUGUGGGGGCCAGAAGUACUUAAGGGAGAACUUGUCCUGUAAUGCUCUUGUUGUUGCCGCCUGGCUCUGUGCUGGCGGCUUGGAACUCCGGCAGACAAAACACCUAUCGGAACAACAUGGCCAGCGAGAGCAUGAGCAUCGUGAACAGCAGCAGUAGCAGCAACAGGGGCGACGGCAAUGGCGGGACGUCGGCGUCCGCCGAAAACAUGGAGAGUGGGGAAACGGCGGACGAGGCAGAUAAGAGUCACAGCACAAGUCCAGAGCGGUUCGCCGAUCACAUCUUCGACAGAUACUCCCGGGUGUACCCGGAGGUGGACGGACAGCAGCGGAUACUCAAGCGUGCAGACUUUGUUGAGCUCUUGUCGUCGGACGAGUUGAAACAGAACGACCUUAUCUACCUUUCGCAAAUUGCUUCUUACAUCCCCUUCGACAUCUUCAACCUCUUGUAUAUAGUAUCGGACGCUGGAAAUAAGGGCUACGUCGGCAGGGAGGAGUUUCGCAAGUUCUCGCAACAGCUUCUUCUCCCCCACCGUAGUGACAGCCCCCAAAACACCGACCUCGACGGAGACAUCAACAAGUUGUUGUUCUUUGUGUGCCAACUCUACGAAAAUUCACAGAGGACCGGCUCGCAGCUUGCUGGAAGCCGAGGUACCUACAGCUUGAACUCCCCCAUCUCGGAAUAUGCUUUCCUGUCUCUGGUGAAGAACUACAACCACACAGACCUCCCCUACCUCACUAGUUUGCUGCACUCGAUGGACAGCAAGCACAGUUCAGACGCUAAGCUCAACUUCUGCCAAUUCUCGCAGUUGAUGGACGAGCUCCCAAAGGUGAAAAUGGCCCAGGCCUUCGGCAACAUGAAAAACUCGGAGGGAAAAAUUUCUCCGUUCCAGUUGAAAACCAUUGCCCAGAAAAUCUUUUACAACAAGUUGUCACCGCUGGUUGCUGACCAUUUGGAGAUCUUCGCCGCAAGCAAGUUUGGCAACGACAUAUGCUACGACGAUGCGUUCAGAUUAGUCAAGAUGAUCAGAGAUCUACCGAGGUUGAACUACCUGACGUUCGAGAAAAUCUCUAACGACCAGCCAAACAACCCAAUGUUCUAUUUGACGUCUAAGUCCUUGUACAGCUACAUCAAUGACGUGCCUGCGUUGUCCAAUCUUAUCGAUGGCGAAUACAAUGAUGCCGAUAACAACUAUGCCAAUCACGCAAAAGGCAUCACGAAGGACGAGAUAUUGCUCUAUUUUAAUUGGAAUAGAUACACAUACGAGCAUUUGAAGAACCACCCUUCCAUCGAUCCGUCCGAACUUCUGGCAAUACUGACGGAUGACAUGGUUGUUCCCAACGAAGUGAACCAGUCUUACACAGAAAACUCCUCAAGCAACUUUCUGCACGUAUUCUCAUCCCUCCACUCCUUUAUAUUAGGUUCCUUUGCAGGAAUGAUUGGCGCCAGCAUUGUGUACCCUAUCGAUAUAAUCAAAACGAGGAUGCAAAAUCAAAAGGGAAAUUCAAUGUACUCAUCCUACCUUGAUUGUUUUAAAAAAUUGGUGAGAAAUGAAGGGAUUCUGGGAUUAUACUCUGGGCUAUUGCCCCAGAUAGUUGGCGUGGCACCAGAAAAGGCAAUCAAGUUGACACUGAACGAUCUCAUUCGUGGUUUCGGUAAAAAAAACUCUUUGAAUGGUGAUAUAACUUUACCCUGGGAAGUCCUGGCCGGCUCGACAGCAGGAUUGUGCCAAGUGAUCGUAACUAACCCAUUGGAAGUUUCUAAGAUUAGGCUACAAACCCAAGGGGAGCUUAUUCGCCAAUCAAGAGAACAGGGUAAAGUAGUCAGUCCUAAAUCUGCAAUCGAUGUUGUUCGAGAGUUGGGACUAAGGGGGCUUUACCGUGGCGCAGGCGCUUGUCUGUUACGUGACAUACCCUUCUCGUCCAUAUAUUUUCCAACUUAUGCCAAUAUAAAAAAGAGACUGUUUGGGUUAGACCCAGGAAAACCAGGAAAACGUUCUAGUUUGGAAGCUUGGGAACUUUUGACCUCUGGCGCGUUGGCAGGUAUGCCUGCCGCUCUUCUAACUACACCAUGCGAUGUCAUCAAAACAAGAAUUCAAACGAAACCAAAACCAGGGAGUAGACCAUAUACAGGGAUUGGCUCAACGUUCAAAAGAAUCUUAGUUGAAGAGGGCCCAAGAGCGUUUUUCAAAGGUGGAAUCGCUAGAAUUUGCAGGUCUUCUCCUCAAUUUGGAUUCACGUUGGCAGCUUACGAGCUAUUCCAGAAAACUAUUCCUCUCAGCCUUUUUUAUGAUACCGAAGCGGCUGGUAUGCAAAAUGUAUUAUCGUCACCCACAUCAUCAUCAUCUUUGCCAGCUCCAAUGUCCCUUUCCGAAAAUUCUAAGAGAUUCAAGCUCUCUUCCUCGGCUUCUUCUGCGGAUCUGAACCCAACUCUACUUGCUCUGACGAACUACUACAAAUUCAUCGAGACCGAAAAACGAAAAGGGAGCAAAUGAAACCGUGUAUGAAUUGCUUAAAAAUCAACAUGUGAAACUAUUUUUUUUUGCACUCGUGAACUGUAUUUAAUCUUGUAAAAUGUACACAUCUUCCUGAUGUUUAUUUUUUAAAUUUGUAUAUAUGGAUAGCAUAGAAUCAACUAUCGAAAACUGAGAGAUCCAACACGAAUUCAGACUUACAAACCUUUUCAUUGAAAUCCUUGUUCCGAAAUAUAUAGGCUCCCAAUUGUGUACCAUUCUCAACAACAAAGCACGCCUGGAAUAACAUGCGCAAUCCUCUCAAAUGGGCUCUUUGCCUAGCUCGAUUAUUUUUCUCCUGCACAUCUUGGGUGAGCAAAAAAUCGGCACAGACAUCGUUCUCUGCACUGUCCUCCA
Pichia membranifaciens NRRL Y-2026 is the source of this 3100-nucleotide messenger RNA. RefSeq lists its product as hypothetical. The record is from RefSeq and is a predicted model, not a curated record. Gene Ontology annotation, molecular function: L-aspartate transmembrane transporter activity; L-glutamate transmembrane transporter activity. Gene Ontology annotation, biological process: aspartate transmembrane transport; malate-aspartate shuttle; L-glutamate transmembrane transport. The coding region runs from base 350 to 2725 and encodes 791 amino acids. Lineage: Eukaryota; Fungi; Ascomycota; Pichiomycetes; Pichiales; Pichiaceae. The transcript has a single exon.